GGCGCGUUUUUCAAUGCUUGUGCGCAUCUGUUGAAGACAAUUCAAGCGCCUAAGUUUUCUUGGGAAAUGUCUAACAGCUCUUGCAAAGGUGAUGUUUUGAGUUUUUUUGAGAAGGAGAACAGACCAUUCAGUAUUGUUGAUGUUUGUGGCGUGUUGAAGAAUCAUGGGAAGACUGCUAUUUCCAAAGCAUUGGAUGAGCUUGUCUCGGAAAGCUUAAUUAAAGAGAAGGCUUACGGCAAACAAAAAGUCUAUGUGUAUGACCAGACGAAGUUGCCUUCUUUCGAUGAAAGUGAGAUUAAGAAAAUGGAGGCUGAAUGUGCAAACCUUUCAUCUGUGCUGGCGGAGGAACAAAAAAAGCUUAAAAAUGCUGCUGACGAACUGAAAAAAGUGACUUCUGGUCUCACAAAAGAGGAAGCAGAAGCAGAGCUAAUUGAAGUAAAUGACCAGCUUGACAAAAUAAAAGCUGAAGUAAACACUCUAAAAUCCAAGGGACCACGUAUUACGGAAUCUGAUUUAAAAUCGAUUUCCGAAGGUCAUAGCAAAGUGGUCAGUGAAUGGAGAAAACGCAAACGUAUUGCAAUGAAUAUUAUCGAUGCUGUGGCUGAGGGAUAUCCGUCAAGCAAGAAACAGUUAAUGUCUGAUAUAGGCAUUGCAACAGAUGAAGACUGGGGAGCUAAACUACCUACAUGAUGUUGUGUGGUCGUACUUACACUGUCCUUUUAUGUUUGCAUUUGAUUUAUUUUUGAUAUAAAUACUUCCAUUCACUACUUUUACGUCGUUUCAUUUGCUCCAAAAGACCGUUCAGUUUUCUUUUUUCUAGACAGCUUCACUGUCGCUGUUGAGUUUAAUUUGGUUAAAAUAAUGUCAUUUAUUAGUUAAAUUGUUCAUUUUCUCCAUUUUACUGUUGGCAAACAUGGCGUAUGAGAGCAGAGAAUAUAAAAAAAUAUACUUUUUCGACAG
Messenger RNA from Trichobilharzia szidati, 960 nucleotides. NCBI's taxonomy places the organism in Eukaryota, Metazoa, Platyhelminthes, Trematoda, Strigeidida, Schistosomatidae. The record is from the annotation of a GenBank genome assembly.